Molecule: messenger RNA, 711 nt
Organism: Camellia sinensis
Lineage: Eukaryota; Viridiplantae; Streptophyta; Magnoliopsida; Ericales; Theaceae
Gene: MT2B
Product: metallothionein 2B
Molecular function (GO): metal ion binding
Source: RefSeq, a predicted model, not a curated record
UAUGGAUUAGUAUUACGUCAGAUCAUGACACGUGUACGGUGGAUAACUCAUUCUCUCUCCUCCCAUCCGGCUAUAAAUGGGUCACGGGUUCCUUGCCUAUUAUCCGUCCAGACUUGAAAGCUUUUCUCGGUUUUCAUUCAUUGCUUUCGAUUUUCUCUCAUUUUUCUAGCCCUAGAAAAUGUCUUGCUGCGGAGGAAACUGUGGAUGCGGCACUGGCUGCAGCUGCGGCAGCGGCUGUGGAGGAUGCAAGAAUUACCCAGACAUGAGCUACUCAGAGAAGACCACCACUGAGACCCUCAUUGUUGGUCUUGCCCCAAAGAAGACAUUCUUUGAGGGAACUGAGAUGGGUGAGGCAGCUGAGAAUGGUUGCAAGUGUGGAGCUAACUGCACCUGUGACCCUUGCACCUGCAAAUGAGACCCAAUCAAAAUCAUCAACCAUAAUAUAGAAAUAUAAUAUAUAAUUACGUAGUAUUAGCAGUAGUGUCUGCGUUUGAGGGUAUGGAAGCUUCUUUAAAUUAUGUAACCUUCAAAAUAAAGUGGCCAUGGUUGUUUCACGGUUUACUUGGUUGUUUGUUUGGUUUUGUUUGUACACAAAGGUUAGUAUGUCAAGGUUGAUGAGAGUCUCUUUUUAUCAUGGGAGGUUUAUAUAUGAUAAAUAUGUAUGUUGAGUUUGAAUGACUUAAUGAAAACUCGUCUUUAGUGUUUGAUAAA